AUGGCUUCUCCGUCCCGAGGCAAGGACCUGUUCCCGGCGGAGGAGGAGGGCCCGGGGCCCGGGGCCGCCGAGGGGCCGGCGGAGGAGCGCCGCGUCCGGGUCUCCAGCCUGCCCUUCAGCGUGGAGGCGCUCAUGUCGGACAAGAAGCCGCCCAAGGAGGCGUCCCCGCGGCCCGGGGAGAGCGCCGCCGCCGCCGCGGCCACCCUGCGGCCGCCGCCGCCGCCGCCGCUGCCGGGACCCGGCGCCCGCGAGGCGCGCAGCCCCGGCGCGCGGGCCCAGCCCUUCGAGGCCGCCGCGGUCAAGUCGGAGACCUCGGAGGACGCGGCGGCGUGGAUGCCGGAGCCGGGCCGAUACUCGCCGCCGCCGAGACACCUGAGCCCCACCGCCUGCACGCUGCGCAAGCACAAGACCAACCGCAAGCCACGCACGCCCUUCACCACGGCGCAGCUGCUGGCGCUGGAGCGCAAGUUCCGGCAGAAGCAGUACCUGUCCAUCGCCGAGCGCGCCGAGUUCUCCAGCUCGCUGAGCCUCACAGAGACCCAGGUGAAGAUCUGGUUCCAGAACCGGAGGGCCAAGGCCAAGAGACUGCAGGAGGCCGAGCUGGAGAAGCUGAAGAUGGCCGCCAAGCCCAUGCUGCCCUCGGGCUUCAGCCUCCCCUUCCCCAUCAACUCGCCGCUGCAGGCCGCCUCGCUCUACGGCGCCUCCUACCCCUUCCACAGACCUGUGCUGCCCAUCCCGCCCGUGGGACUCUAUGCCACCCCGGUGGGCUACGGCAUGUACCACCUCUCCUAA
Messenger RNA from Pipistrellus nathusii (Nathusius's pipistrelle), 792 nucleotides. The record is from the annotation of a GenBank genome assembly. NCBI's taxonomy places the organism in Eukaryota, Metazoa, Chordata, Mammalia, Chiroptera, Vespertilionidae.